GAGAACCUGAAUGGUCGCUUACCCCAGGACUUGUCCCUGACGACGCGCCAGGGUAUGCUGCUGUACAGUCCCACGGCCUAUCAAUUGCACCCGAACGAUUUGGUGAAGGGCUCUUUACGACUAGAUACGACACCCACACACACACACGGCUUAGAAGACGACACCCAAUCCCAGGUAUAG
This is a messenger RNA of Sphaeroforma arctica JP610, 180 nucleotides long. RefSeq lists its product as hypothetical. NCBI's taxonomy places the organism in Eukaryota, Ichthyosporea, Ichthyophonida. The annotation marks the transcript as partial. The record is from RefSeq and is a predicted model, not a curated record. The transcript has a single exon.